GCAUUAAAGUUUCUCUGUUGUUGUUUUUUUCUUUAUCAUUUAUUUACAACUAAUUUCCAUAGCAAUGGCGUGCAAGGGGCAGCUUGAAGUGGAGGUGGAGCUCAAGUCUCCGGCAGAGAAGGUGUGGGGUAUCAUUAGGGACUGCACCACAAUUUUCCCUAAAGCCUUGUCCCAUGAUUACAAGAGCAUCGAAGUGCUCGAGGGCGACGGCAAGGCCCCCGGAUCCAUCCGCCUCAUCAAUUAUGCCGAAGGAUCUCCGAUCGUGAAAGUGUCGAAGGAGAAGAUUGAGUCGGUUGACGAAACGGGGAAGAUCUAUGUUUACAGCAUCUUCGAUGGGGAUCUGAUGAAAUUCUACAAGAGUUUCAUCGCCAAGAUCGUGGUGGCUCCCAAAGGAGAGUCGAGCUUGGUGAAAUGGUCUUGCGACUACGAGAAGGCGAGCGAGGAGAUCCCGGACCCCAGCCUCAUCAAGGAAUUCGCCGUCAAGAACUUUGUGGAGAUCGAUGACUUUCUUCACAAGGCAUAGUAGCCUAUUACUGAAUAAUAUGCGGGGUUUUCUGCUGCUGAAUAUCGGCAGAUUAAAUACUAUUUAUUUAGUCUGUUAUUUCCGGAGUUUCAUUGCCACUGUAUCAUUAGAAUAAAAUACUAUUAUUAUGUUGUCGUAUUGGAUUAUCUUUUUAUUA
Messenger RNA from Hibiscus syriacus, 680 nucleotides. Its product is annotated as MLP-like protein 423. Lineage: Eukaryota; Viridiplantae; Streptophyta; Magnoliopsida; Malvales; Malvaceae. Gene Ontology annotation, biological process: defense response. The record is from RefSeq and is a predicted model, not a curated record. The transcript is spliced from 2 exons. The coding region runs from base 65 to 523 and encodes 152 amino acids.